Aedes albopictus (Asian tiger mosquito) is the source of this 2652-nucleotide messenger RNA. RefSeq lists its product as uncharacterized. Lineage: Eukaryota; Metazoa; Arthropoda; Insecta; Diptera; Culicidae. Gene Ontology annotation, biological process: proteolysis. Bases 1 to 2652 code for a protein of 883 amino acids. The transcript has a single exon. The record is from RefSeq and is a predicted model, not a curated record. Gene Ontology annotation, molecular function: nucleic acid binding; zinc ion binding; aspartic-type endopeptidase activity.
AUGAGUGAUGAACAAACCCCACAAGCGUCGCGGAACAUAACCCCAAAAAAUCUGCUCGACGCUUUGAUUGGGGAGCCAACAAGCUACGAACCGAUAGAAGUGCAAAAAUUGUUGAAAACCCGAGCACAAGUGAAGAAGGCCAUGGCUCAGCGGCUGGAGAAGGCGGUUGAUCGUCGUGAUAUGGCCAAAGAGAAGAUGUUGCGGAUCCACGCAGGCAUGAAUCAGCCGGAUAAAAACAUUCACUGGCUGAACCUGCAGCUGGAGAACCUUCGGCGCUGUUAUGAUGAAGUGGAGAGGAGCUAUUUGGAGAUCUGCGAUGCUGUUCCCCGAGACCAGCGAGAGGAUUUCAAGCUCCAAAACAUCCAAAUAGAAGAAAUGUAUCACCAUCUGUACGUGAACAUCCAAUCGGGAAUUGCGGAGUGGAAAGCGAGAGAAGAACAGAGCAAGCUGAAUGCAUUGGCCCCUGCAUACAACCCUCCUCAGCAACCGACGGCUGCGUCUAACAUGCCUCCGCACUUGCACGUCCCAUUGCCAACCUUCGAUGGCAAUCUGGAGAAUUGGUACUCCUUCAAGUGCAUGUUCCAGACCAUCAUGGGAAGGUAUCCGAACGAGUCUGCAGCUAUCAAGCUGUACCAUUUGAAGAACGCCCUAGUCGGAAGUGCAGCCGGAAAGAUCGAUCAGGAUGUCAUUAACAAUAAUGACUACUCGGCUGCCUGGAAAAUGCUGGAGGAUGCAUAUGAAGACGAACGUCUCAUAAUCGACACGCACAUCGACGCCUUGCUGAGCCUGCCGAAGAUGACGGCGGAGAACGGCGAGGAACUACGCAAGCUAAUCGACACCUGCACCAAACACGUUGAUGCCCUUAAAAAUCGCCAAUUGCCGGUUGAAGGAUUAGCUGAGAUGAUCCUGGUCAACGUGAUCGCCAAACGUCUUGACAAGGAAACGCGGAAGCUGUGGGAGUCGCAGCUAUCCCAAGACGAACUUCCCGCAUACGCCGAAAUGAUCGAUUAUCUACGAGAACGAGUCCGGAUUUUGCAGAAGAUGACAGGAUACGCUGAACCACGAACUACCUUGAAGCCGAAGAACAAACCAGAACAGAAGAUCCCGCAAGCCAGAAAUUUUGUACAAACCAAGGAGGUGUGCCACUGCUGCAACGGUGAUCAUCUUAUCUACAAGUGUGGUCAAUUCAAGGAGCUCAACGUCAGCAGCCGGUACGCCAAGGUGAAGCAAGCUGGGCUCUGUUUUAACUGUUUGCGACGCGGUCACCGUACGGUCGACUGCAAUUCCGAAAGGUCGUGUAAGAGUUGCAAAAGGAAGCACCACAGUCUGCUUCACGACGACAAGCCCGUUCAACAGUCCAGCAGUGCACCCAGCGAACAACCAACGAAGCCCGAAGAACGACAAGAAGUAGCGGUACAGGCCGGGUCAGUGAACUGCGCCACGUCUCUGAUGCUGAAACAAACAGUGCUUCUCUCAACGGCAGAGGUGCUUGUGGCCGGAUCCGGUAACGUCGGUUUGCCGUGUCGUGUUCUGUUGGAUUCGGGUUCUGAUUCGAAUCUGAUCUCCGAAGCGUUUGCCAAGCGAUUGAACCUGCCAAUGGAAAACAACCUACCGAUCAGCGGACUCAACAACGCUGAAACCCGAGUUAAGUUCAAGCUAACCACCAAGAUCAGUUCUCGUGUCAAUCCUUUCAACGCUAUUUUAGAUUUCCUGGUGGUGCCAACGAUAACCACCAACCUACCGAUGAUGAAGGUCGACAUCCGGUCUUGGUCCAUCCCGACGAGCGUUGAUUUGGCGGAUCCAUCAUUCCACGUCCCAAAGGAGAUCCAGAUGAUUAUCGGCGCCGAGCUGUUCUUUGUCCUCGUGAAGAACGGCCGCAUGAAGCUUGCAGAAGGAGCCCCAAUGAUGGUGGAGACCGACCUGGGUUGGAUCGUCAGCGGACCGGUGAAAGGGCACUCGUCUGGUCCACAAGGAGGCAUCUGUCAACUGAACCUACGCGAAGAACAGAUCAACCAUACUCUUGUCAAGUUCUGGGAACUGGAAACGGUCCAGGAAGCAUCGCCACUGACGUCAAGGGAGCAAGCCAUCGAGAAACACUUUGAGCAAACGCACUUUCGUGACGAUACAGGCCGAUUCACUGUGAGGUUGCCAUUCAACGAUAACAAGGAUCAACUUGGCGACUCCUUGGAAACCGCUCGAAGUCGAUUUGAUCGGCUACUACGAUCGUUUGUCAACAAAACGAAACUCAAGCGCUAUUCGGAGUUCAUGACCGAAUACCAAGCUCUGGGGCACAUGGUCGAGGUUUUCGACAACCCCGUCGAUUGUUAUUUUCUACCCCAUCAUGCUGUGUACAAGGAGUCCAGCACAACGACAAAAAUCCGUGUGGUUUUUGAUGCUUCGGCGAAGACCUCGUCUGGUCUUUCGUUGAACGACGCCCUGGACGUAGGGCCAACGGUGCAGAAGGACCUGAUCACGAUUCUCUUGCGAUUUUGCUGUUUUCCGGUCGUAUUAACUGCAGACAUCCCGAAGAUGUACCGCCAGGUACAAAUCCAUAAGGACGAUCGGAAAUAUCAACGGAUCCUUUGGCUCACCUCGACAAAUGAAGUUGGAACGUUUGAGCUGACAACUGUUACUUGGCUACGCGCGCUCUGA